Molecule: messenger RNA, 2266 nt
Organism: Dreissena polymorpha
Lineage: Eukaryota; Metazoa; Mollusca; Bivalvia; Myida; Dreissenidae
Exons: 1
Coding region: 205-1521 (438 amino acids)
Source: RefSeq, a predicted model, not a curated record
UACAACCUAUAUAACGCAAAAAAUAGUAUAAUGGAUCUCAUUACUUGCGUGUUCAUAUUGUAAUUAUAACGCUACGAUAGCUGUUCGAUUAUAAAAGCUUAGGUCCUUGAAACUGUGGGAUUAUUUACCAAUAUAUCUCGGAUUCGGACUAGAUUGAUAGUUCAUAACAUUAAAUCUUUCAAGUGAGACGGAUACAGGCUUCCGAUGGCACUGACUUUGAUUACUCUUUACGGCUUCGGCGUAGUAUUGUGCGUUUGGUUCGUCGACGGUAAAUACAAGAUAAUAAAUUCCAAUCACUCAGAUGACGUCAUAAACGUGCUACCGUGUUUGGGCAAAAACGCCUAUGAGCUUACAGUAUUUCUAGCUGAGGAAUUAACAUGGCCAGAGGCACAGUUCUCGUGCUUGACUAGGGGCAAUAACAAAGGUAUAUUUUCCCAGCCAGUGGAUUAUAUGAAGUGGACGACCGUCGGACAUGAAUUACUAAGCAGUAACGUAAACGGAAACGAUGCAAACAUGACGUUCUGGCACGGAACGUUCCGCCCAUUUCCGAACACGGACGCCUGGUACUUUUACGAUGCUACUUCCGGCACCUGCACUCAAACAGACGGACCGGGGAUUUUCUCGCAAUCCAGUCAAUGUGCAGUGGCAUCUUGGCCGAAUCUGGCGGCGUCUCUGCAACCGGAAGUUCUUGCGGAGGACUGCAACACGAGACUCCCGUACAUUUGCCACAACUAUGAAAGUCUUGUUCAUUUAAAUAUCUUUGUGGACUACCGGUACAUCCCGUCUGCCGACUUGAUUGGACUCUCGCAGCAGACAAAUUUUACCGCGCAAACCUUAGAGAACUGCUUAGAACAGUGUUCUGAGAUUAGCAAAUGCGUGUCGGUAGAGUUUAACGAAACUGGCGCAAUAUGUACCCACAACGUGAUCGAGAGGACGGAUGGAUCGGUAUCGUACAAUAUAACUCGUAUGCCAGUUAGUUCCGGUAUCAUUCACGGUAUAAAGUCCGGUUGCAGCGUGACGGUGGUCACCGCUCCCCCUAACGUCAACGUCCUGUCCAAUACGAGAGACGUUCCGACCUGCGGUCUCUCAUCCAUACCUGAUGACUGCUGCACUUGCGACGCUGACGUUGUUCCGACAGAAGGAACAAUACCAUACGAUCCAACCGACGAUAUGGCAGCGGUUAUAGAAGCAAUCGUGCGUAACUUGACAGUUCCCGCAAAAUCUACCACAAAGUAUCAACAGCGUCUGGUAAGCAGGCCCGACGGCCGACGGUCGUCGGCAAUCUACGGAGUCACCGCCGGUGUCGUCAUAGCGGUCAGUGUCGCGCUUUUUGUUGUGUCCGACGUGGUGAACGUAUUCUGGGGCCAAGGUCAAUCUUUUCCUCGGAAAAGAAAGCGCAGAAGUUCCCGCGGAAAUUCCAUUACAACGGCGGCGUGUGGGACGCAAAGACCGCCGUCACAGCGAAGGGAUACGGAAACAACACUGCGUCUAGAAAAUCUCGAAUUGCGCGAGAUUGAAUGAAGCGGUUUCUUUCACAGAUAGGACAAAAAAAUGAAGAAAUAUAUUAUAAUUACUCUAGGAAAAAAUAUAUGAUAAAAGUAAUUGUAAGUGUCUACACCAUUUCUAUUGUUUUUUAAAGAACAAGUCACUUGAUUUAAAAAAAAAUGCUAUCGAACAUAGCAAAAUACGCGUUAAGCAAUUUAGACAUUUAAAUAGAUUUAUUCGAAGAUGGAUUGACAUAAAAUUAAACCGCAUUACAUCCAUUAGCAAAUUGAUAAUGUAAUCGGAUUAAAAAGGGAACGUCAAGAUUGAAUGGGUUUACCGUAAUUGUCUCCAACUAUUAGAUGCAGCGAUCGAAGUCUUACUUCAGCGCUGUUCAUGCAGCAAUAUGUGAAUGUUUAAAAAGCCUUACCAUGUGAAAGAAAACAAGACUAAUUAUUUUGUUCAACAUGCCUAUUUCUGUUAUACCUAAUGAUACAAUAUGACCUUUCUGCAGUGAAAUAACAGCAGUGAAAAUAAACACAUUGUUAUUUUAACCGGUGAAAAUAACACAUUUUCACCGGUGAAAAUAACACAUUUUCGGAACUACGUUUUCUAUUUUUAGAUUAUCAUAUCAAGAUUUAAUUCAACAUUAAUAUAUUUUUUAUGAUCACGAGUGAAUUAAAAACGAUAUUCCAUUGAAUCCAACAAAUUUCUUUUUUAGUUUUAUGCUUUUUUCACCGUUUAUUUAUAUUGUAACAAAGUUUAACUGGAGAAUUUCGCUGGU